Purpureocillium takamizusanense is the source of this 2068-nucleotide messenger RNA. RefSeq names its product tRNA pseudouridine synthase 1 (gene PUS1). Bases 227 to 2032 code for a protein of 601 amino acids. Gene Ontology annotation, biological process: mRNA pseudouridine synthesis; tRNA pseudouridine synthesis. The transcript has 3 exons. The record is from RefSeq and is a predicted model, not a curated record. NCBI's taxonomy places the organism in Eukaryota, Fungi, Ascomycota, Sordariomycetes, Hypocreales, Ophiocordycipitaceae. Gene Ontology annotation, molecular function: pseudouridine synthase activity; RNA binding. Gene Ontology annotation, cellular component: nucleus.
GUGCUGUGUCCUGGGCAGGUAACCUACCUACCUUCAUUGUUCCUCUAGGGCGAGUUGUCUGGUGGCGCGCAACCAACCGCCCUACCAACCGCCAGCACUGCGUCCCACUUCCCCAGGCCCCACCAAAAAGUUGCGAGGUUGAAUUCUCUGUCCUGCAAUCCACGCCUCCAUUGCACCGCGAUAUCCUUUUUCAACUACACAACCGUGGACACGGCCCAAUGCGAGCAUGGCGGCCGACAACGAACCUCCUGCCGAAAAUGGUGCGCCGGCUGAGCAGCGUGGCAAUGCCACGACCGACGCCAAUCCCACCGCGACGAGCAGCGAGCCCGCCGCUGCUGGCGAUGCCACUGCGGCGAACUCUGGCGACAGAGGGCAGCCCUCCAAGAAGCGCGCAAAUGUCGGUCGAGCAGAGCGAAAGCGCGAGGCCAAGGAGUCCAAGAAGCGCCAGAAGCAAGACGACUGGCGCGAGUACAAGCGACGCAAGACCAACUCCCAGGGAGACUUGAUCGAGAGCGAGGCCAAGAACCCCUUCUCUAAGGAGGAGAUUGCGGCCGAGGAGCGACGUCCCAAGCGCAAGGUCGCCGUCAUGAUCGGCUACUCGGGCACGGGCUACAAGGGCAUGCAGGUCAACGGCGAUGAGCCCACCAUCGAGCGCGACCUGUUCCGCGCCUUCAUCGACGCCAAGGCCAUCUCCAAGGCCAAUGCCGACGACCCGCGGAAAUCAAGCCUGGCACGUUGCGCCCGAACGGACAAGGGCGUGCACGCGGCCGGCAAUGUCAUCAGCCUCAAGCUCAUCAUCGAGGACGAAGACAUUGUCGAACAGAUCAACUCUCACUUGCCGGAGCAGAUUCGCGUCUGGGGCAUUCAGCGCACAAACAACAGCUUCAACUGUUACCAGUACUGCGACUCUCGGUGGUACGAGUAUCUGAUGCCCAGCUACUGCCUGCUUCCUCCCCACCCGGCGACGUAUCUGGGCAAGAAGCUGGCCGAGCUGACCAAGGAGUAUGGCGCGGAGGAGAAGGUGGGCGCCCAGAUGGUAGACGUCAAGGACUUCUGGUCUGACGUGGAGGAGAAGGAGGUGAAGCCGAUCCUUGCCGCUCUGGAUCCCGAUACCAGGGCGCAGGUUCUUGAAAGGCUGCAUGUGUCUGAUGAGGAUGCCAAGGCGGAGGCUGACGCAGAGGCACCUGCUUCGAGCAAGGAAGAACCUACGACGGAAGAGAAAGACGCCGGGCAGAGUUCCACAGACGCGGCAGCGGAGCCCAAGCCUGUCCUUACCACCCACAAGCCUAAGCAUCGCACACUUGGCCCUGUCGACUUCGCCCUGCGCGACAUCAAGGCCGCCUACGUCGCUGCGAAGCGCCGCUACCGCAUCGGCACGGAACGUCUGCAGCGACUGCAGGCGGCUCUCGACAAAUACGUCGGCACCAACAACUUCCACAACUAUACCGUUCAGAAACCUUUCUCCGACCCUUCGGCUAAGCGACACAUCAAGUCGUUUGUUGUCAGCCCGCAGCCUGUCAUUAUUGGUGACACGGAAUGGCUUUCGCUCAAGGUCCACGGUCAAAGCUUCAUGAUGCACCAGAUCCGCAAGAUGGUCGGCAUGGUCAGUCUCAUGGUGCGAUGCGGCACGGACCUCGAUCGCGUCACUGAGAGCUACGGAAACCGCAAGAUUGCGAUUCCCAAGGCUCCAGGGUUGGGGCUGCUGCUUGAGCGACCCGUGUUCGAAAACUAUAAUCGCCGAGCCACUGAUUUACUGGACAAACCGGAGAUUGAUUUUAGCAAGUACGAGGAACCGUUGGAGGCGUUCAAGAAGAAGCACAUUUACACACGCAUCUUUGACGUGGAAGAGAAGGAAAACACGUUCCAUUCUUUCUUUAACCAGAUAGACCAGUUCAAGUCGAACCACUUCCUGUGGCUGACGGCCGGUGGGCUGAGCGUCGCUGAGAUAUCCAAGAGCGAGGGCAAGGUACAAGAGGAGGUGGACAAGGAGCUUGGUGAUGAGGACGAGGACCCCGAGGGAGGAGAGGGCUAGUUCAUAUGCAGCUAGAUAAUGAAUGCGAAUAGAGUU